AUGACUCGUCGCUUCAAUGUCGGCGACUACGGCGGCGGCGAUGAGCCAGCGGCGAAGGGCGCGUUGCUCUCGUGGCGUGAUGAUCCGGAUGAGACUCUCUCUGAUUGGCGCAUCGAGGUCAACGUGCCGGACGCCGCCCGGAACAGCAAGACGUAUCAUGUCCACAAGGUCGUGAUUGCAGGCGGCCCGCGCAAGAGUGACUAUUUCGUGCGACAGUGCCGCGGCAAUGGCGCUUCGCGCCUCGCAGAGGCAGCGCGUGGCGAGAGCAAGCUGGACCUGGAUGCCGAGGCUGCGGAGGCGAUGCCCGCUUUCCUCGAUUAUGUGUACACGGGUGAGCUGCAAGCGACCAAAGAAAACGCUUGCGCGCUGUUCCACCUGGCCGAGUAUACGGCGAACCCCUCGCUCCAUGCUGAGGUGAAGCUGUAUCUCGAGGAGAGUCUCGACUACACGUGCGCUCCGACGUACAUCGCGCACGCUCAUCUCUUCUCGCAGGACAAGCUGAUAGACGCUGCGGUGGAGGCUGCCGCCGAACAACUCCAGCUGUACGCGGACCACGUCUUUUUGCCUGGAGAUCAUCGUUUCGACCCGGCUACGGCCGAUAACUUCAGCGGCUGCCCGGAGCUCCACGAUCUGUUUGCUCUGCACCACACGCUCUUCGCUCGUGUGGUCACAUCGGACCACAGACCGGAGGCCGACCACGGGGGCUACUACCACGGCGGGGGCUACUACCACCAGAGGCACGGGGGAGCUGGUGUGUCGUGGUGUGUCGUGCGGCUUGUCGCAGACUACUGCACCCGGCGCGCGGACGAUAUUGACGCGAGCUUCCUGGAGGCCGUCGUCGACGAGUCGUUCCUGGACAACCUCGGCAGUGACGUCGCAAUGCCGCUGCUCGAGGCGGCGAUGAAGCAUCCCGGCAGCGACGCCAGCACAAAGCUGCGAGACAGGUGUAUCCAAAAGGCGGGCGAGGACUGGAAGAAAACGCUGCUGCCGCUGGCACAGAAGGAGAAGCGGCGGCGGGAGGAGCAGGCUGCGGCGGAGGAAGCAGCAGCGGCACGCUCGCGAAAGAAGAAGGCCGCGAAGCGCACAGCUCCGCCGGCUGCAUCAUCGUCCGAGACGGUGCCUGCCAUGCCGCUCGGGCCCGGACUGCCCGCAGAUAUGCAGCUCAAGCUUCUGGGCAACAUGCUGCUGCAUCAGGGCGGCGAGGACCCUUUCGACUAG
Messenger RNA from Emiliania huxleyi CCMP1516, 1218 nucleotides. RefSeq lists its product as hypothetical. Bases 1 to 1218 code for a protein of 405 amino acids. The record is from RefSeq and is a predicted model, not a curated record. Gene Ontology annotation, molecular function: protein binding. The transcript has a single exon. Lineage: Eukaryota; Haptophyta; Isochrysidales; Noelaerhabdaceae.